AUGUCCAAACAUAUAUCUUCUAUCGAUUCAUCACCCGUCGACACCGAUACAACUCAGGAAGCGCCGAAUGGGAAUGGGAAAGGACAAAAGACGAAAUCAAAAUUGUUCAUCGCUUUCAUGCCUGAUUACGAAGAUGAGCUCACUUUGACGAAAAGGUUGAAAGUCAGGGAAGAGCAUUUAAAUAGGUUUCAGAGGGAGAAAGAGAUGGGAAUGUUCACUUUCGGAAGAGGUUACCUCCCGCCACCUCAAUCUUCACUCCAUUCUCAUCCAUCCCUAAAACCAGGACAACAAGCCAUGGCUGGGUCUGUACUACUCAUGACGUCGGAAUCCCUUUCGGCGGCUUGGGAGAGGGUGAAGGAUGAUGUUUAUUGGACCGCUGGAGUAUGGGAUAAAGAGAGAGGGAGGGUGGAAGAGUUUGUCAAGAUGCCAGGGGAUGAAGAAUAG
Tremella mesenterica DSM 1558 is the source of this 444-nucleotide messenger RNA. RefSeq lists its product as uncharacterized. Bases 1 to 444 code for a protein of 147 amino acids. The record is from RefSeq and is a predicted model, not a curated record. NCBI's taxonomy places the organism in Eukaryota, Fungi, Basidiomycota, Tremellomycetes, Tremellales, Tremellaceae. The transcript has 2 exons.